CCCUAAAUACUAUUUAUUCUCCCUCCCCACUCCAUUUGCAGUUCAGCGCCCUUUUAUCCCGUUUUUCCUUCUUCACCAAUCUUCGUACCCGCGCCGGAACGCCAUCGCCGCCGCAGUCGCAUCCCAUCUCCCAUCCGUUCCUCUCUUUCGAUAUACCCUCUAGAUUUCCGGUUAAAGCUUCAUCGCCUACUCUAUUACUUUCUUUCUCCACUCUCUGGGCGUCUUAUGGAUGGACAAGAGAACAUACUUGAGGCCAUAUACGAAGAAGAUGACUUGGAAAAUGAUGAUGUUGAAAUGGUCGAUGUGGAAGAAGGAGAGUUCGUUGAGGGCAAUAUCAGUACAGAGAAAAGCAGUCUUACAGAUGUCCAAGCGCCAAGUAUAGAUCAUAGAAGUAAAAAUCGUAAACGUCGGUCAAAGAAAAAGAAGAACAAAAGAAAGACAUACGAGUCAGGUUCAAAUGGCACUGAUAUUAACAGGUUUGUGUUGGAUGCAUGCAGACGUUUGAAAGAGAAAAAAUCAUACAUGGUUUACACUGCUGUAGGCUGUCUGGGAGUCUCUGCAUUAAGUGAACUUAUCAAAGAGGUCAAUGCAGUUCAGGCUUGUGGAGGUCAGAUGACUGCAGAUGGCAGGCGCUUUCGAACUGGAGGUGGCAUAUUAUGGAGCAUCAUCAAAACCCGGGAACCAAAUGCCUAUAAAGAAAUUAUGAAACGAGCGAAAGAGUUUGAGAAACAAUUUAAGCAACCAAAUAUCCGACGGGAGGCUACAGAAAUUGGGAAAGCAAGUUCUCAGGAAGUUCUUCACCUGUUCUCCGAAGGAGCUUCUCAAGAUCAACCAGAUAGCAUCCAAAGCCUUACUCCGGAGCAGAAUCAAUCUAAAGAAUCAAAUUCCGAAGAAAAACGAUCAUCUGUUCACGAAAGAUUAAGAGUACCAGUUUCAUAUGACGACGACAUUCUUCGAGAGAAUCCAAAAGAGGAAGAUACAACUUGAUUGUGGUUAGAUCUUCCCAUUUUUUGAACAAUUACUGUUGGUUUCUACUAGCUCAUGGCUAACAAAGUCAACAGUGUUUACCUUUUAAAAAAAAUGAGGCAGAAGAAUGUUUCACAAACUGUGAGUUUGUUCCAUUUAUUUUCAGUGGCUUUAGGCUACUUUGGUUGAGGCUUGAGCGCUUUGGUUCUACAGGUGAGGAUGGAAUUGGCACAUAGAAAGAAAAUGGAUUUAUUGGGUUGCAAAUGGAAAAAGGUUUUGCAAUUGCUUUGACAUUAUA
Messenger RNA from Cucurbita pepo subsp. pepo (vegetable marrow), 1264 nucleotides. Its product is annotated as phosphorylated adapter RNA export-like protein. Gene Ontology annotation, biological process: snRNA export from nucleus. Lineage: Eukaryota; Viridiplantae; Streptophyta; Magnoliopsida; Cucurbitales; Cucurbitaceae. The record is from RefSeq and is a predicted model, not a curated record.